This is a messenger RNA of Penicillium mononematosum, 1878 nucleotides long. RefSeq names its product DUF4246 domain-containing protein. The record is from RefSeq and is a predicted model, not a curated record. The transcript has 4 exons. NCBI's taxonomy places the organism in Eukaryota, Fungi, Ascomycota, Eurotiomycetes, Eurotiales, Aspergillaceae. Bases 1 to 1878 code for a protein of 625 amino acids.
AUGUUCCAACACCAAUCCCACGAGCCGAGCUUCCUCCAUUCCAAGGCAGAGAAGGACUCCCGCUUCGCUCUUCCGGGAUUCAACCGGCCACUGGAUUUUGCUCCGAUGGAGAAAAAUGUCUACGGUGUCGAAAGCCGGAGUAUGUUUCCAUCUGCGUUGGAUGAUAGAGACAUCCAAGCAGGAUACGUGGACCUGCCCGUCUUGACGCUCCGUGAGAUGAGUAUGGUGGAGGUCAUGGAGGACCUGACCGAUAUUCCUGAGUGGUGGAAAAAGGUCUUUGAGCCCGCCACACAAGAGAAGUGGAAAAAGGAUGCUCUGAACAGUGGCAAAGACAUUACGCUCAACAUGGCUGAAUGGAUUAUUGACGAGCUUCAAUUCAAAGCCAUGAUCUACGAGACUACAGGUAUAGUCGCCCUGUACAACGGCGAUGUCACUAAGUCCGACACAAACAUGCCUGAGGGGCUCUAUGACGAGAUGAGAGACAAGUUCUCCUUGCUAGAAUACGAUAUGAAAGCAAUGCAGUACUUCCAUCCAGGAAGCCUAAACCUAGAGCGUGACCUCAUUUCCAUGGCCUUGUACCCGCUCCUUUACGGCAGAACCCGCAUUCUCACCGACAGGAUCAUUGGGCUCGAAGAUGCCCUCAGAUACGCCGGCCAAGGCGAAGUGAUCCCAGUCCCAAAAGAGACUGGAAUAACCAGAGAAGACAUUGCCUUCCGUGUCUUGUCCCGGGCAGAUAUCAAGGUUCGGCCCUACAGCCGGAAAUUUCAGAUCCUGCCUUCAGACUGGGAACUCGGCGAUGAUGGACAAUGGCGCAUAGCCUCAUACAUCAACAACCUGCACCCAGUCAAACACCAGCCCAUCUACAAGCUCCUCGAGAAGAUUUUCAAUCUCAUCGUCCCGCAAUGGAACGCAACUUUGACUCCCCUCAAGGAUAUGCUCCAUUCCCGUUCCCGAAUCGAAUACCACAAGGCGGAGUAUUACCCAGUGCCGAAGGAGGUCGCUGCCCAGGCACCGCAGAUGCAUCCAAGAGAGGCGCCGAGUGAAUUCAUCGAGCGCAACGAAAGGUGGAGAAUGGAGAACUACCGUGCCAUCCAACCCGACGCCACAAAGUUCAUCCCCUGGGCCGUUCCACCCUGGUUGAUGGACAAACUGCCCGAGGACCUUCCCAGCGCCGUCCGGAUUGAACGAGGUGUCGAUAUCAACAAGGACUACAAGGAUCGUGGCUUACAGGUGAUCACACGUAUAUUAGGCGUUGAUCUAACACCGGAUAAUCCGACUUUCGAGACAGACUGGCAUGUCGAAGGCACGAUGAACGAGCACAUCUGCGCCGCGGCAUUCAUACCAUACGCCCACGAAAACGUCGUCAGUCCGAACAUGAUAUUCCGCAACAUGGUAGAAACCCAGCCGCUCGCAGAAGUCGAGCACGACCCAAACGACUUCAUCUGGCUGCAGCAAGUCUUUGGUUUGGUAAACGGCGAGCCGGCCAUUCAAUACCCAGGGUCGACUCGCGCCAAUGUAGGCCGAGUGGUCAUGUACCCGAGCACUCUAGAACACAAGUUCACGCGCUUCGAGUUGAAGGACAGGACUAAGCCUGGGUACACGCGCGCCCUCGUGUUUUUCCUUGUCGAUCCUAAUAUCCGUAUCAUCUCUACGGCCAAUAUCGCGCCCCAGCGUUUUGAUUGGACCAAGGAGAUUCCGCCUGGGAUGGGGGUUAAGGAAGGUUUGCAAAAACUGGCGCUUGAUAAUAUAGAUGAAAAGGGUGAUAUGCCGAUGAGUCUGCGUGAGGCUUUGGAUAUGAGGAUAAAGGUUUUGGAGGACGUCGCGGAAUUUACUCGCUAUCAGCAUGUGGCUUUUGAGUCGAAUGUGUUGAUGCUCUAA